This is a messenger RNA of Arachis ipaensis, 2075 nucleotides long. Its product is annotated as RNA-binding (RRM/RBD/RNP motifs) family protein. Gene Ontology annotation, molecular function: RNA binding. NCBI's taxonomy places the organism in Eukaryota, Viridiplantae, Streptophyta, Magnoliopsida, Fabales, Fabaceae. The record is from RefSeq and is a predicted model, not a curated record.
CCUGCCGCCGCACCUGCUCCCCCUGCUCCUCCCCACCCCGCCGAAGAGGUUCGAACGAUAUUCAUCACAGGGCUUCCGGAGGACGUGAAGGAGAGGGAGCUACUGAAUCUGAUGCGGUGGCUUCCCGGAUUCGAAGCGUCUCAGCUGAAUUUCAAGGCCGAAAAGCCCAUGGGCUUCGCACUCUUCUCCACCGCCCACCAAGCAAUUGCCGCCAAGGACAUCCUUCAGGACAUGCUCUUCGAUCCCGACACCAAGUCCGUCCUCCACACCGAGAUGGCCAAGAAGAACCUCUUCGUCAAGAGAGGGGCUGAUGCGGGUGCGUUUGACCAGAGUAAGCGAUUGCGGACAGCUGGGGAUUAUACGCACACUGGUUAUACAAGUCCUUCCCCUUUCCAUCCUCCACCACCACCCGUUUGGGGACCACAUGGGUACAUGGCUCCACCGCCGCCUCCUCCAUAUGAUCCAUAUGGAGGCUACCCCGUUGCGCCAGUGCCAAUGCCUGCUCCUGCUCCAAUAGCAGCGCCUAGCAGUUAUGUUCCAGUUCAGAACACAAAAGAUAACCCUCCUUGCAACACCCUGUUUAUUGGGAACUUGGGAGAGAACAUUAAUGAGGAAGAAGUGAGGGGCCUUUUCAGUGCACAACCUGGUUUUAAGCAAAUGAAGAUUUUAAGACAGGAGAGGCAUACUGUUUGCUUCAUUGAGUUUGAAGAUGUGAAUAGUGCUACCAAUGUACACCAUAAUUUGCAGGGAGCUGUUAUCCCAAGUUCUGGUUCAGUUGGCAUGCGAAUACAAUAUUCAAAGAAUCCAUUUGGAAAGAGAAAAGAUGGCAAUGUACCACUUGCUGUUCCUGGUGCCAACGGAACUCCACCAACAAAUAUGACUUAUCAAUAGCUUGAAGGGGAUGUACUCUGUUCUUUAUGAUCCAAGACAUGUUUCUACAUGAUAGGAUGCAUCUUGCAGCUGUUACAUGCAUCCAUUGAUUAUCAAGUCAUCACCAUUAGCAUCCCUGCUCAUGUGAAUGAAUGCACUGUGGCAUCAUAUACAUACAUUUGGCUGUUAUACUCAUCAGACAUGCAUCUCUUUACAGCAUGUGUUGGUUCUAUAUUACUUUUCUAGUUGUUUAGAUGACAUUGUCAUUUGUAGAGCUGAUGCAUGUGUCUUAAUUUUGUUUGAACUGUGUGCUUUGCUGUCAUAUAUAUUCUAUGUUCAUUGAUGCUAGGAAUGCUUAUCCAAAAAGCAUGAAGCUAACAACUUUCCAAUUAUAGGAUCAUUUGUUGCUUAUUUGACAUCAUAUCUUACACUGAUGCUUUAAUUUCAUGGCACAAAUUCUCUAGGAUACGGAGAAAUAAGGUCACACCAAUAGUCAUGCUUCCCCCCCUUAAGCUAUCACAUUGUCAUUACACCACAUUUUUAGCCUCUUUAGUUUCAUCUGAAACUGAAUCCAUCAUGGCUAAUCAUGCUUCCUCUUCUGCCAUCAUUACUAUUGUCAUCAAACCUCAUUCAUGGCCUUUUUUAGCAACUGAAUACGUCAUCACUCCAUUUGAUCAGAGCAUUGAUAUUGAUGCUUUGAAAUUCAAGCUAUUGAGAGCUAUUCAAGAAAUUUGGGGAGUUAUAUGUUGUCUGAUUUAUACAGGACUUCAAUAGGACAAGCUUUUAUUUGAUAAUGGGAGGUUCGGUACUGCUGCUGCCAUAUUGUUGCAGUGAGACACAGUUUACUUAACGAGUAUCUUCAUGAUUCAACUAACAAUUUAGGUUAUUGGACAUUUGCCACUGACAACGUUUCCAGUGCUUUUCAGAACAGAAUGGACCUACCUGGUUUAUAUUUUCUGCAGUCAUACUACAAUAUAUUUGAUGAGGUUGCUUAGGAAGUUGGUUUACAAAUGACCUAAUUCAUAUUUCAUUUAUUUCCGCGUAAUCUGUCAACCUACUUUUCAUGGGGAUGAGGUAUUCUCCACUAAGGAUGUGAUACAUCACCUGCUGAAAAUGAUAGGAGUUACGAUGUAAAUUUGGAGUACUUUCCCCAUAUUAUAGCACAUUUAACUAUUUAUAAUUGUGGUGAAGUCCACAUUAUUUUA